Molecule: messenger RNA, 1256 nt
Organism: Apus apus (common swift)
Lineage: Eukaryota; Metazoa; Chordata; Aves; Apodiformes; Apodidae
Gene: DHRS9
Product: dehydrogenase/reductase 9
Exons: 5
Coding region: 75-1040 (321 amino acids)
Source: RefSeq, a predicted model, not a curated record
UCAGGAUAAGAAGGUUUCUCCGUCUACCUUGGUUCCCUUUUUAAAGGAGAACUGUCCAGAAGACUUCAGCAAAAAUGUUUUUCUACAUAUUACUUCUUGGCAUUGUGUCUCUGUGGUGGCAUUGGAGGGUGAGAGACAGGAUGAAGGUUACAAAUCUCACCGGAAAAUACAUAUUCAUCACAGGAUGUGACACAGGAUUUGGAAAUAUGGCAGCAAAGAUUUUUGAUAAAAAGGGAUUCCGUGUUUUUGCCAGCUGUCUGACUGAAAAAGGAGCCAAAGAGCUAGAAGCUGUGACCUCAAAGCAGCUUCAGACAGUGCUGCUAGAUGUGAGAGAUUCAGCCAGUGUUAAGAAAGUGGCUGCAUGGGUCAAAGACAAAGUUCAGACAGAAGGUCUCUGGGGACUUGUCAAUAAUGCUGGGAUUAUGGGGCCAUCAGCUCCUACAGACUGGUUGGAUAUUGAGCACUUCAGAGAACCAAUUGAAGUUAAUUUAAUUGGACUUAUAAAUGUUACAAUAAAUAUGCUUCCCUUAGUAAAAAAAGCAAAAGGAAGGGUAGUAAAUAUAUCCAGUGUUGGAGGUUGCCUAGCAUUCUGUGGUGGAGGCUAUUUUCCUUCAAAGUUUGGAGUAGAAGGAUUUAACGACAGCUUAAGGAGAGACAUGAAAGCUUUUGGAGUUAAAGUUUGUUGCAUUCAACCUGGACUGUUCAAAACAGCAUUAACCAAUCCAGCAAAGAUCAUGAAAGAGAAGGAGGUUAUUUGGAAUAAGCUUCCCUCUGAUGUUAAAAAGCAAUAUGGAGAGGAGUAUUUUCAGAAAGAUGCAGCAAAGAAACAAAAGCUGUCCAAGAUCUGUCUUAAUGAGGACAUUUCACCAGUUGUUCAGUGCAUGGAGCAUGCUCUAACAAGCCUCCAUCCACGUGCCCAUUACGUUGUUGGGCAGGAUGCUAAGUUCCUUUGGAAUCCCCUCUCAAGAAUGCCAGCAGUUGUACAAGACUUCCUACUUCUGCGAAACAGAGUAGAGCUUGCAGUUUCCCAUGCAAAGUAAAUGCCAACAUAUCCCCUAUCAUGAGCAUGGCUGAUUCCAUAAUACCUGUCCUGGUAUCAGCAUGAUACCAACUAUACAUGGAAUACAGAAGCAUUUCUUAUAAAUGUAGGAAAUAUAUCUAUUUCUCCAAUAUCUGAUACUAUUUUUCAAAGUUACAUAAUUUCAUUUUUAAUGUGUAAACCAGAAAUAACAAAUAAACUAUUAAACUUUCAUAAA